AUGGAAAGCCAGACGCCCGUGAUGGACAACGAUGGACUCGAAGACGAAUUGCUUCAGGUAGGGUGGCUCAACGUUCGAUAUCCGGACAAUCGUUGUCUGAUAUCCCUCAUAGGAAACAUUGGUCUCAAACCACUCACACAACAUGCACUAUCGAAGACGCUUUCCCAGGUCGAACAGGCUGCCACCGACGAUAGGUCCGGCAAUUUUGGUCCAUUCUCUGUGAUUAGACUCGCAGACAUAACGACUCCUUUCCAUGAAGAGCCGGAGCCAAUGAUCUGUGCUGAACAUGUCGAAUUCUCGCCCGACAAUGUGGUUGAUUACGUGAGCCUUGAGUUACCGAUAAAGAGUCUUGAAGAAACAGAGAAUGAAGCAACAACUUUCGAACCAAAAUCAUCUGAUUCGCCGAAAGCCCAUCACACUGCUUCACUGGCCAAUAACUCGGACGAUGACUCAGUCCAGUCUAUCUCUGGCGACAUUGUUCUAGAUGAGGAGCUACUCACAGAACUACAAAUUGAACAACUUCCUAUUUUUAAUUAUUUAGGGUCGAAAUGGGAAGCAACGCGGGUUAUAGGAGAAAACGAGCUCGAACAUGACGGAGACCACUCUCAUACGACAUCGACUGAUCUUACGGCAUUUGAUGAUCACUCCUUGGUCGACUUGUCUAUCGACACAUAUCACGCAGAAAGCAACCUUGCCACCCCGAUGAGCCUGAGUCUGAACCAUGAACGUCCACUGUCGCUAUUCUCCAAUUCAACUACCGCCAUGCUCGUUCAUCACUACGAACAAUAUUCGAUAUGCCUGAUGCAACCAGUGUAUCAUGUGCAAAGUCCAUUCAAAACGAUCUACUUCACAACAGCGCUACAAGGCUGCCCUGACCUCAACAUGGCGACCAACGGCGGUGAAGUCUCAAUAGCAAGCACUGCUGUCUUCCACAGCAUACUGACCAGUUCCGCCAUCAACCUCCAGGGCCUAAAACCCGAUGCAGGCCACCUAUAUCAGCUGGCAUACUACCAUAGGCAGAUUGCUCUAUCAGCCGCACGCAAGGCUCUCGCCAACAAGACGAGUACCUACAAGGAACUCAUGACUGCGAUAUUGUCACUCGUCUCUGUCGAUGUCGCCGACGGUGGAACUCACGAUCAUUGGAUCCAUCUCGAAGCUGCGAGGAGAUUGCAAGAGUCCCGUCACGACUCUCGCCUGGUCACUCACGAGACAAGACAGCUGAACAGUAUAUGUACGAUGCUGAAUCUCUUUGCUCGCACAGCACUGUACAAUGACGAUCCCCAACCCUGGGCCCAAAUUCCAGACUCUGACGACGAACCCAAAUUCGCCGACCUCGAUCCAAGCAUUGAAUUUCUCUACGGCAUCACACCUUCCAUCGCCAGAGCGAUAUUCAAAAUCAACCAACUUUCCAAAUCCCUCGCAUACUACAGACAUGCCAGUGAGGAUAUCCCGGAGUCGCUCCUCGCCGAGUGUGAGAGCCUAGGUGACAACCUUGCCCUUUGGACCACGGAGUCCGAACCGCUUUCGUCCAUCAGAGACCAAAGCACUUUGGCGCCGGUUAUGCACGCCAUCGCCCAAGCGCAGGUGUCGGCGUUCUACAACGCGGCACUCAUCUACUAUUUCCGCGCCAUCCAGGACUGCGAUCGACGGAGUCUGCGUGAGGAACAGACUGCGUGUCUCGACGCCUUGAACCGAUCCGAGGAUCUGAAGCGAGGGCAUGGCUGUACGCGGACCACCACGACCGGAUUCGCCGCGCCUAUCAGUUGGCCCGCGUUUGUGGCCAGCUGUGAAGCGGUAGGAGACCAGAGAAGGAGAUGGAAGAAGUGGUGGGCACGUGUGCAGAGUUAUCGGGUUGGGAAUUACGCGACGCAGCGGGACGUGGUGUAUAAGAUUUGGGAUGCUCUUGAUGCGAAGGCAAACGAGGGCCCAAACGAACAUGAUGAUGGCUCAACACAACCAAAAACGAUGGAUUGGAGACGAGCAUUGUACGAGAUGGGCGUUAGGAUCAUUCCAGUGUAG
Exophiala oligosperma is the source of this 2019-nucleotide messenger RNA. RefSeq lists its product as uncharacterized. Gene Ontology annotation, molecular function: DNA-binding transcription factor activity; transcription cis-regulatory region binding. Gene Ontology annotation, biological process: positive regulation of transcription by RNA polymerase II. Gene Ontology annotation, cellular component: nucleus. Bases 1 to 2019 code for a protein of 672 amino acids. The transcript has 2 exons. The record is from RefSeq and is a predicted model, not a curated record. Lineage: Eukaryota; Fungi; Ascomycota; Eurotiomycetes; Chaetothyriales; Herpotrichiellaceae.